Emericellopsis atlantica is the source of this 1557-nucleotide messenger RNA. RefSeq names its product kinase-like domain-containing protein. NCBI's taxonomy places the organism in Eukaryota, Fungi, Ascomycota, Sordariomycetes, Hypocreales, Bionectriaceae. The record is from RefSeq and is a predicted model, not a curated record. The transcript has 3 exons. The coding region runs from base 217 to 1494 and encodes 425 amino acids.
GUUGCGGACCAACAGCAACUUUCUUCGAAGACACGUCCUGGGUUCGCCAUAUGCGCCAAACAUCGUGGGGACCAGCAGACAACAGAUCUGAUCUACUCCACUGAUGAAUUUGCCUGUGACAAUAUCUUCCCUGGACAUGGCAAUGGGGAGGGUUGGGAUGCGAGGUGGCAAUCUUUGCAAGAUCGCCUGUCCCCCGGCAACGCCGAGUCAUAUGCAAUGUCACAGCUGGACAGAGACAGGUGGCGGAAGACGUACGCUGAGUCAAUUGACGUUGAAGAUGUCUACAGACUCGCUUCUAGCCACAAUAUGAACAAGCAUUGUCGGACGUUUCGCGAACCCGAAAGUGGAAGCUUCAAUGUCUGCUUUUUCGUCACUUUUCCGUCAGACGGCAGGAAAUGGGUCGUGAGGUUCCCGAUCGGCCCAGUUCUACAUGACCCAGGGCGAAAGAUCCAGAGCGAAAUCGCCACUAUCAGCUAUCUCAAACGCAAUACGACUAUUCCUGUACCUGAGAUCUACGGAUAUGGCAUAGGGGCCUCCAAUGAUACCAGUAUCACGGGACGUCCCUACCUUAUCCUCGAAUAUGUGUCUGGCCGACCACUGAACUCCGAUGACCUUCUGACAUGUUCUGCCGAUGCUUCCAGACUAUUUUACACGCAACUUGCUAGUAUAUUAUCACAGCUUCGCAUACAAGAAUUCGACUAUUCGGGAUCACUUGCAACAGACGCAGAAGGGAAAACUAUCUUGAUCUCUCCACAAUCCAUCGAUUCGAACAGCGUCAAGCUACACAACGAACAAGGCACGUUCAAUCAGAGACCCAAGUCGGCAAUCGAGUUCGCUCAUUUCAGUUAUCAAGUCCUGUUUGACCGGUUAAGCCAGCCAGCUGAGAUGGAUGAAGACGACGCUCGACACGAGGUCUUUGCGCUUAUGGACUAUCGAGAGAGGUUACUCAAUCAUGUCGAUUCAUCCUCGAAGACCUUUGUGCUUACCCAUGGAGAUCUUCGCCCUUCAAACAUCAUUGUCGAUGAGGAUCUUACCAUCAAGGCCAUUAUCGACUGGGAAUGGAGCUGCACUGUGCCUCGCCAAUUCUUUAUACCGCCCUUGUGGCUCGCAGGAAACGACGUACCGCUCUCCUUUGAUAACGCCUACAAUCUGGAAUACUCCAAGUUCCAUCGGGCACUUACAAAAGCUGCCGAGUCUGAUCCCGCGUGCCGCAUUCUUGCCAAUGAAUGGGCACCCAAUCUAAGCGCCAGCCUCGACCUCUAUCUCCCUGCUGCUGUCCUUCGCCACGAAAACUUCACGAAUAUAUAUUACAAGUUUUUGUUCCCCAGGUAUUUCAGAGGAAUCAACCGACGAGAGAAGAUACGGGAAUUUCUCGAGGAAGAUGUCCAAAGCGGCACUUUUUCAACAGCGAUUCACAGGAAAUUAGAAGCAUCUCGGGUAUAUCAGCAGAUCUUUUGUGACCAGCUCGCGAGUCGGAAAGAAUCUGAUGUAUAGUUUGUAAAUGGAACUCGCUUUCCCCCUUAGCCGAACUUCUUCUCCAUGUCGUCCUUCUGUUCC